CUUAUCCUCCCUUAUUCUGCUGAACCUCUCUCUUUCUCUUUCUCUCUCUCAUCCUCCCUUAUUUUGCUGAACCUCUCUCUUUCUCUCUUUCUCUCUCUCUCUCUCAGCCUCCCUUAUCCUGCUGGACCUCUCAAACUGAACCUCUCUUGAGGAGGGAGAAGAACCAUCUUCAGUAUUGUUUUGAAAAUAUAAAUCCCUUGUACAACCGGGAAAGACAUGCAUCUAGCGGAGUUUGACAACGUGACUCUGAGGGACAACACUACCAACUGUCUGUCUAUCGAUGACUUCCGUAACCAGGUGUACUCUACGGUGUACUCUAUCAUCACGGUGUUCGGCCUGGCCGGUAAUGGUUUCGCCCUGUUGGUUCUGGUUAAAACGUUCCGUCAGCGUUCUGCGUUCCACAUCUACAUGUUGAACCUGGCCGUGUCCGACCUGCUGUGUGUCUCCACGCUGCCGCUACGGGUCCUCUACUACGUUAAUAAGGGUCAGUGGAACCUGGGAGACUUCCUGUGCAGGGUUUCGUCCUAUGCCCUCUACGUGAACCUCUACUGCAGUGUGUUCUUCAUGACCGCCAUGUCCGUCACACGCUUCCUCGCCAUCGUGUUUCCCGUGCAGAACCUGCGCCUGGUCUCAGAGCGUCGCGCCCGUCUGGUGUGUGUCUGUAUCUGGGUGUUCAUCUGCACUGUCUCCUCCCCCUUCCUCAUGACUGGUCAGCACCUUGACCCAGCCACCAAUAAGACCAAGUGCUUCGAGCCUCCAGAGCGCAGCACAGGGGGCGGGCUUAGCAAGCUCAUCAUGCUCAACUACUUCUCAUUGGUCGUGGGCUUCGUGCUUCCUUUCUUGGUCAUCCUGCUGUGCUAUGCCGGGAUUAUCCGGGCUCUGCUGUCACGGCAACACACUGCGCAGCGCCAGAAGGGGGCAGGGUCUAAGGCCAUCAGAAUGAUUGUCAUAGUGAUGCUAGCAUUCCUGCUGUGCUUCAUGCCAUACCACGUCCAACGCUCCGUCCACCUCAGCUUCCUGUCCCAGACUGCCACUUCCUGUUCGGAGCUGGUGUACAUGCAGAAGAGUGUGGUGGUGACACUCUGUCUGGCUGCCUCCAACUCCUGCUUCGACCCCUUGCUCUACUUCUUCUCUGGAGAGGGCUUCAGACGACGCCUGUCAACCUUCAGGUCCACUAGCAGGACACAGAGACAACCGGCCACAGAGACAGGGGCACAGCCACCGUUAGGGAGGGGAACACGCUUUGAGUGAGUGAGUGAGUGAGAGGGGCACACGAGCCUAAGAUCACGAUGCACAAUGUCAAGCUCUGUUUUUCAUGGUUUGGGCUAUGCCCCUUAGUUCUAGUAAAGGGAAAUCUUAACGCUACAGCAUACAAUGACAUUCUAGACAAUUCUGUAGUUCCAACUUCGUGGCAACAGUUUGGGGAAGGCCUUUUCCUGUUUCAGCAUGACAAUGCCCCUAUGCACAAUGCAUAUGGAGUUGGUACCCCUUUGCUGCAAUAUUGACCUCAACUCUUCUGGGAAAUCUUUCCACUAGAACAUUGCUUGCUUGCUUCCAUUCAGCCACAAGAGCAUUAGUGAGGUUUGGCACUGAUGUUGGGCUAUUAGGCCUGGC
Molecule: messenger RNA, 1614 nt
Organism: Oncorhynchus mykiss (rainbow trout)
Lineage: Eukaryota; Metazoa; Chordata; Actinopteri; Salmoniformes; Salmonidae
Product: cysteinyl leukotriene receptor 1
Biological process (GO): G protein-coupled receptor signaling pathway
Cellular component (GO): plasma membrane
Molecular function (GO): leukotriene receptor activity
Source: RefSeq, a predicted model, not a curated record